Durotheca rogersii is the source of this 1100-nucleotide messenger RNA. RefSeq lists its product as uncharacterized. Lineage: Eukaryota; Fungi; Ascomycota; Sordariomycetes; Xylariales; Xylariaceae. The record is from RefSeq and is a predicted model, not a curated record. The transcript has 3 exons. Bases 118 to 717 code for a protein of 199 amino acids.
GGUUGGCCUCCUCUCCGCCAACCAUCCGCGGCCGUCCCUACUUACCUGCCUGCCUGUCCGUCCGUCUGUCUAUCUGUCUGUCAGCCUCUUACCCCUGGCGGAUCAUCCAUCCCCCUAAUGAUAGAAAUAUUGCCCUCUGUGUCAUCUAAACGACGAAAACACUGGGUCUCGAAAAUUAUGUAUAGCGCCAUGCAGGAAGCCGUCCCGGAGUUCCAGCAUGUAAUGACCGGGGCCCCGAGGUCAAGGCGUGGGAGGCGAGGCAGAGGACGGGAACCGACCUUCUCUCUCCCCCAGCUAAGUCGACCUGUUUUACCACUGGCCGGGAACACCCAGGCAAGAACGACGAGACCGCUGCCCGUGGCUCCCGACCUCCCCCCAGGUGACAACUCGUUGGCGUUGGUGUCUCGCCGCCAUCCGCCCACGCCGAGCAGCCUGGGCAACCACCGCCUUCCCGACGUGUAUACCUCGAUGGCUAGAAAGACAGGAGGCGGUGGUGGCUGUCUGACAAUCUACCACCCCGAACCUUUCCUCUGCUCUGCGACGUCUGACACCAGCCACUGGGGACUUCGGUCCCGGCCAGGGAGUUGUUCAAGCCUCUGGCCUGGUGUCGAUGCCGUGAAGCUUCGGGAGAAGAAAAAAAGCCUCAUGGAGCCUACCGAUUGGAUAGACCACACGUCGGACAUGAUUGUUACACUACAAGCAAGAUGUAGAUUCUGAGUGAUCGGCAUUUUUUUUCCUUCUUGUCUUCCCGGCACGUAUGGAUUAUCCUUACAGAAAUGCAGCGGCAUCUUUCCCCGAAUUCGCAGACCAUGUGGGAUAUAUUCUCACGGCUCUGGCGGGUUCGGUGGUAAUGGCGCAAACCUCACCAAGGCUUUCCAGCUUACGAACUCGACGCCCAAUAACGAAAAGGAGGCCCCAAGAUGCCUAAGCCGUCUCAUCUUGCUCUGUGGCCCGGUUGCCGUAACGUAAUUGGCUCUCUCCGUGCUAGCCGUCUCACUCCUUGUUGGUAUUUCAUCCUAUGGCGUAGGUACAUGGCGCAGCCUAUGCUCGCUUGAUGUGAUGACACGCCGACAGCAAGGGAAGACAGCAGAGCCGACCUC